AUGGCUUCCAAGAAGACCAAGGCGCCCGCCGCCGACGACAACUUCGAUGAGCUCUUCUCCGGCAUUGGCGAUGACGCCAAGUCCAAGGAACCCUCUGGCGCAGCAUCCAAAACUUCAAAAUCAGCGGCCUCCAAGAGCAAGGCAGACGAUAUCUUUGCCGACCUCGAAUCCGAGCUCGCGUCCCCGCCUGAGAAAGCAGCUAUUUCCCGACCACACACCCCACGCGUGAACCCCGGCAAGCGGUCGACGGCGACGCCCCCCGUCACAGACGACAAGGCCCCUGCUGGCGCCGUCGGACGAAAGUCGACAGACAGCGCAAGGAGUCUCAGGGCAAGCUUCACGCCCAGCGUCACAAGCUCGGAGCUACACGAAGCGGAGAAGAAGGGUCCCGUCGAACAGACAUCGCAAGCGUCUGCUCCCCAGCAGCAGCAGCAGCAACAACAGCAACAACAACAGAUCGGUGGAGGAUGGCUUGGGGGAUGGAUCUCUACAGCCACAGCGACGGCCAAUGCGGCUAUGAAACAGGCCGAAGCUGCGUAUAAGGAGAUCCAGCAGAACGAGGAAGCCAAGAAAUGGGCGGAGCAAGUCAAGGGCCUCCGCCAGAUCGACGUGGGAGCAAUCCGUCACUAUGGUGAUGAGCUUCGCCACAUGGCCAUGCCAACGUUGUCGAACCUUCUACACACCCUGGCGCCUCCAAUUGGAUCACACGAACGACUCCUGAUUCACAUCACCCAUGACCUGGUCGGAUACCCUUCGCUGGACCCAUUGAUCCACGGCGUUUUCGCGCGCGUCAUGUCGCAAGUCGAGGGCGGAGAUUUGCUGGUCGUCCAGCGUGGGGCAGAGAGCGCCUCGCGACGAUCCAGCGAUGGCUCGGCUGGCUGGCACGACGGCCCCUGGUGGCGUCAGGUCGAUUCCCCGCGUGAGUUGGGUCUGGUCAAGGGCUUGGCAGAGGGCACAAAACUCUGCCGUGCCAGUGCCGAGAGCUAUUCGGCAGAGUACUUUGCUGCCCACGGUGGCAUCGACGAGGCCAAAAUCAGGGCUACCGAAGCCGUGAGCGAGGCCAACCCAGUGCGCACCUCGGACCUAUUCCUGUCCGUGCAGGCCAUUUCCAUGGACGGCGAGCUAAAACUGUUCGCCGGCAGUGCCACCUCCGAGCAACAGAAGGAGGCGUCUGCGGUCAAAGACCAGGCCGAAGAGGAGGUUUGCUUUGCCGUCUACAUCCUCGACCCCGUCCACGAUAUACACUAUGCGACUGUUAGCCAGGCCAUUCCCUCGCGGUGGGUGCGUUGGCUUGAUGCACCCACCCUCCUGACGCCGACAUCCGGCGAAGAGGAAUCCAAGACUCCGACCGAUCUCGACGAGCUGCCUGACGAGAUCCGCGAGAUUGUCGCUAGCGGCGGCGUCGAUCCUCGGGAAUGGGUUGCCGAGUGGAUCGAGGAGCUUCUGAGUUUGUCCGUCGGUGUGGUUGCUCAGCGAUACGUAGCCAGGCGGAUGGGGGUUGGCGAGGGCGGUCUUGGCAAGGGCAAGAAGAGAAUGGAGGACGUCGUUCUUGACAAUGCUGGCGAAGCGGCCAGAGCCGGCGUGAUCUAG
Emericellopsis cladophorae is the source of this 1590-nucleotide messenger RNA. Its product is annotated as Maintenance of telomere capping protein-like protein. The transcript has 2 exons. The record is from RefSeq and is a predicted model, not a curated record. Bases 1 to 1590 code for a protein of 529 amino acids. Lineage: Eukaryota; Fungi; Ascomycota; Sordariomycetes; Hypocreales; Bionectriaceae.